Adineta ricciae is the source of this 1986-nucleotide messenger RNA. The record is from the annotation of a GenBank genome assembly. NCBI's taxonomy places the organism in Eukaryota, Metazoa, Rotifera, Eurotatoria, Adinetida, Adinetidae.
AUGACAUCGAUCAACAGCUUGACUACAACUUUGAUGCCUAUCUAUAUUUUAAUUAUUUUAUCAUGGUUCAAUCAUUUAACAAUGUCGGAAGUAUGCACGCCGGAUGUUUGUAAUAAGCAUGGUACUUGCAUUCCGAAUAAUUCGAAUUCAUUCACUUGUAAAUGCGAUGCGGGUUUCGUCGGAUCGACUUGUAAUCAAGAAUUAGAUGAAUGUGCAUCGAAUCCAUGUUUGAAUAAUGGUACUUGUACGGACUUAGAGAAUGGUUUUCUUUGUCGUUGUCCACCAGAGUGGAAUGGAACUGUGUGUGCUGAACCGAAGAAUCCAUGCCAAUCAUCGCCAUGUGGUACGUUGGGUAAAUGUAUUGUGACAAAUCAACCGCAAAUUCCCUACUAUUGCCAUUGUCCAGAUGGACAGAAUACGAUGUUCAAAUGUGCUGAUCCAAAUCCUUGUUCACCAAAUCCUUGUGGUUCCGGUGAAUGUGAAAUAACUGCAAAUUUACUCAAUGGUUACAUAUGUCGGUGUCUCGAUGGUACCGUUCAAAUGACAAAUUGUUCUGAACCGAAAGAUCCAUGUGUGACAAUACCAUGUGGACCACAAGGACGAUGUAUAUCAUUAGAUGCUGCACCCAAAGGUUACAUGUGUAUGUGUCAAGUCGAUGGUGUUUCUUAUACGACUAUUGACACAUGUCCAACAACAAGCUCUUUUUGUACGCAUAUGACAUGUAAAAAUGGUGGAAUCUGUGUUCCAUUUUCACCCGAUGAACCGUCAUGUACCGUUGGCCAAUUGGGCUCGACUUGCUGCCAAUGUCCGCCGAACUAUACUGGAUUACGCUGUGAACAAGGUAUGCUUUUCAUCACGGAAUAUCUUGUAACACAAUUCUCAUUGUACACUUUAGAAAUUGAUUUCUGCUCGUCAAAUCCAUGUAAAAACAAUGGACGUUGUCUUUCGGGUAAAGCAGGUUAUCGAUGUCAUUGCUAUGAUGGAUAUAUGGGUGAUAGAUGUGAUGUUAAAACCAUUGGUUCUGGUUGUUCAUCAAAUCCAUGUACAGUUGGCAUCUGUUACCAACUAAAAGACGGAGGUUCAUAUGUGUGUAUCUGCCCAGAUGGAACUCUCAAUCUUUCAUGCAGUUCAACAAACGUCACUCAGAAUUUGUUCACAUUACCACCUUUACCGCCGCAACCAUCCACACCAGAAACAUUGACGUUGUUUGGUAACAAUGCCAAAUUUCGUGGAGGUGCUAGUGUCAAUAUCGGCUCUCCAGUUUCGACUUGCAACCCGUCAACUAAAGAUGUUUGCAAUGGUGGUCAGUGUGUUCUGAUUGAAACGGGUGUCUAUGCCUGCCGCUGUCGAGAAGAUAUCAAUGAAUGCGCAUCGAAUCCGUGUUUGGGCGGCGGAACUUGUUAUGAUUUGAUCAAUGCAUAUUCUUGUUUCUGUCCAGAUCGGGUAUUUCGAUCGCAAUGCAAUAGUUCAAUUGAAAUGAAUUAUAAAUCUAGCUCGGUUUCACUCAACAAUUUAUCAGGUAAUCAGGGAGAAAAAUCAUUCCAAACAGAAUGCCGUUGUCGCAAUGGAGGUAAAUGUUAUUCAAAUUCCAAUAACGAGAAGAUUUGUCAAUGUGUAAAUGGAUUUACCGGCUCAUUCUGUGAAAUCCCUAUCUCAACUCGAAUCAAUUCUGGUCAGGCGAGGUGCAUUCUAUCAUCGUGUCAAAAUGGUGCAACAUGUCAAGAACAAGGAUUAAAUACUGUGUGUGUGUGUAAACCAGGUUAUACUGGUGAACGAUGUGAAACAGAAUAUUUUCGAUGUCAGGGCAAUGGUCGGUUUACAGAUGUAGCAAAUUGUAAACAAGGGCGUUAUUUCGAAUGCGUCUAUUUCGGACAAUAUGAUUUGAAUCUCCCAAAUGGCAUUCUCUAUAGUCGGACAUGUCCACCGGGACUUUGGUUCAAUACAUUAAACGAUCGAUGCGAUUAUCCAAGUGGUGUCAAAUGUUGA